AUGAAUGUAGCCGCCCCCGUUUGGUGCAUCCUUGCUGUGGCCUGUGCCAGACUUGGGGAGUGCCUUUUCCUCCGACAGUCUGACGCGCGGGAUUUCUAUCCACAGCUCGCGCCUUUGCUUGCAGCAGUAAACGAGACUUCCAAGCUUGAAUCCGAUACAACUGCCUCGUUGUCAGCUCCAUACCUGCACAGCAUUGAAGCGACCCUGACAAGCAUGGCCCAGGGCUUGUCACAGGCUCCUGGAGACUCAGUGAGUCAAGUGAAAGCCGAUGUGGUGAGAAUGAUUGACAACUUGCUCAGACCAAGGAUUUUGGCAGAACAUGAUGCCAUUCAGUCCCAAGUUGCAGCAUUUAGCAGCUCCUUUGCCAAGUGCGAAACGGAGCGUGCCGUUGCCCUGAACCAGUCUUACAGCAAACAGGAGGGGCUUCCUCUCCUGAUCGCUAACCACAAAGCUUGCCGCUUGCACGAAAGCAAAUUGGGGUAUGGGCUCGCAUCCUGCAAGGAAACCUUACAAUCUUCAAAGGAGGUCGAUGCAUCGACAUGUGAGGCCGCCAAAAUGGAGGGAAUUCCUGAUGUCACCAGCUGUGCCUCUCACGGAGAAGAUGUGGAGCAAUACCAUCGUCGGGUCAUAGCGCAGUUUCGAGAACGACUUGAUAGCAUUCGGCACAAAAAGGUGCUCUGUUCAAACACCACCGAAGCUUUGAAGCUACAGGAGGCCGUUUGCGCGGGACAGGCCGAUGAGAUCCAGCAACACAGGUCCAGGUGCAACUCUAGACAGGAAGAAAUCGACUCCACCGUGUGUGAUCUUUCCACGUCAAUGAGCACGACUUGUGCACGUUACAAAGCGUGCAGAUCGCAGGUAACAGUGUCGUAUGAUUUGGUGCGGCGCACGGUGCAAUCACGGGAGGAGACCCUUCAGGAUGAGUGGAAGGCCCUGGGAAGAAUAGAGUGCAUUCUGGAUGCGAUGUCAAAGUUGGAUGCGGUAGUAGCCACCCAAGAGUGCUUCCACGCUUCAUACAGUGUCAGCCAUCUGAAUGUGAAUUAUGUCACGAUCCCAGAGUCGGCUCCAUGUGCAGCUUUGGCAGAAAUUCCGGGAACAGCGGAGUACAACAACACGGUCUUCCAGGGGUUACCUGACAAUGUUCCCUUGGCGAUGUGCAGCGCUGAAUGUUGCUAUAGGUCCAGCACGCCUGUAAGAUAA
This is a messenger RNA of Durusdinium trenchii, 1200 nucleotides long. Lineage: Eukaryota; Dinophyceae; Suessiales; Symbiodiniaceae. The record is from the annotation of a GenBank genome assembly.